Molecule: messenger RNA, 636 nt
Organism: Saccharomyces mikatae IFO 1815
Lineage: Eukaryota; Fungi; Ascomycota; Saccharomycetes; Saccharomycetales; Saccharomycetaceae
Gene: ERV25
Product: Erv25p
Exons: 1
Coding region: 1-636 (211 amino acids)
Biological process (GO): intracellular protein transport; Golgi organization; endoplasmic reticulum to Golgi vesicle-mediated transport
Cellular component (GO): endoplasmic reticulum-Golgi intermediate compartment; Golgi apparatus; endoplasmic reticulum
Source: RefSeq, a predicted model, not a curated record
AUGCAGAUGUUACAGUUUUGGUUGGCAGCUUUAAUCUCUUUAGUGGUGACCGUACAGGGUUUACAUUUGGACAUUGCAGCAUCUACAACCCCGGAACCAGUUUGUAUUCGUGAUUUCGUCAGCGAAGGUCAAUUGGUCGUUGUGGACGUCCACUCAGAUGGUUCUGUUGGUGAUGGACAAAAGUUAAAUCUUGUUGUUCGUGAUUCUGUUGGAAAUGAGUAUCGUAGAAAGAGGGAUUUUGCAGGUGACGUUCGUGUUGCGUUUACUGCCCCAUCUUCUACAGCCUUCGACGUUUGCUUCGAAAAUGAGGCCCAGUAUCGCGGUCGUUCUUUGAGCAGGGCCAUCGAAUUGGACAUUGAGAGCGGUGCCGAAGCUCGUGAUUGGAAUAAGAUCAGCGCUAAUGAGAAGUUAAAGCCUAUAGAAGUUGAGUUGCGCAGAGUGGAGGAAAUCACUGACGAAAUUGUUGACGAAUUACACUACUUGAAAAACAGAGAGGAAAGAUUAAGAGACACUAAUGAGUCUACCAACAGAAGAGUAAGAAACUUUUCCAUCUUGGUUAUCAUUGUCUUAUCCUCGCUAGGUGCUUGGCAGGUCAACUAUUUGAAGAACUACUUCAAAACAAAACAUAUAAUUUAA